CCGGACCUGGCCGCUCGGUGGCGCCACCCGCCGCAGCGCGCGCACUGAGCGUCGUUAAAUCUGCGGCUCGAAGCGGAAGCACUUCAUUGGUCCGCGAGGCCAAGAUCACCGCGAGCUGCACGUCAAGAUGGCUCAGAGGCUGCUGGUACGUAGAAUCUGGACGGUCUCGGUGAAAGACAUCCGCCGCUUCCCAGCACCCGCCGCCGCCACCACAGCGGCGUCCUCUUGUUUUUCCACCUCCCUGCAGCCUGCAGCGACCCGGGUCUCCUUCCUCGCUCCCUCGCGCUCCCUGCCUCGCUCCCUUCCUCACGCCUCCCGCAGGGAAGUCUCCUUCAACGUUCAGGACCACGAGGACUUCACAGAGAGGGUCAUCAACAGCCAGCUGCCCGUGCUCAUUGACUUCCACGCACAGUGGUGCGGUCCCUGUAAGAUCCUCGGGCCGAGGUUGGAGAAGGCUGUCGCGAAACAGAAAGGCCGUGUUGCCAUGGCGAAAGUUGACAUAGACGAUCACACAGACCUGGCUAUCGAAUACGGGGUGUCUGCCGUUCCGACGGUAAUCGCCAUGCGUGGAGGCGACGUCGUCGACCAUUUUGUGGGAAUCAAAGAUGAUGAUGAGCUGGACUCAUUUGUCAGCAAGAUCAUUGGACAAUAAACCAGCUGUUAUCCCCCCACACCCCCACCCUCUGCCAAUCACCACCGCUAUGGUGCUGUGUUUUUGUAUGAUUCAGGCAUGAUGAUGGCCGGCAGCAGCAGCACUUUGCCUCCAUUGUGAGCCUGUUUCGCAGCAACAGAUACAACAAAAACAAAACCACGCCACAAUCCCUGCUGGCAAACUCAAGCGCUCACACCCAUCCCAAGACACACAGCUUCAGCUUUAUUGUUGCAUCUGUCUUUCCGUCUCUCGUUGUUGUUGUUUUGUCCUGUGAUGGGUGUGUGCCUCCAUUAUUCCAGCAGUUUAACUUCUCUUUUAUAAGGUGACGGCUACACGGCUCUAUAUUCGUACCAGUAGAGCGGCCGGUGUGUAAUAGUCUGCUGUAAACGUACAUCGUUGUGAUGCACUUAUAUACUUUAUAACAUGAGGGAUGAACGUGUCUAGUUUUAGUCGGUGGAGAGGAUUUGAUUUAAAAAAACAAACCUGACAAUACUGAAUGAGGCUUGUGACAGUAUUAUCUGUAGUUCCUGCUUCUUUUUUGGCCACAAGAUGGUGGCAUUUCUCUAACAGCGCGAAGCCACACACGGUCAUCUUACACCAUUAUGCCUAAUAAUGUGAGCAAGGAAGAUGGGUGCUUAUAUGUGUGCGUGUGUGUGUGUAUGUAUGUAUGUGUGUGUGUUUCUGGGGUCUCCUGACUGUGAAACUUAAGUCAAGCGGGAAUUGCAAAUACAAGUUUGAUUUUAGUUUAUAACCAAAAUGAACUCGGUGUACCGGAAACAUGACCAAGUGAAGUAAUAAAAGGAGUCAAAAGAUGUUC
Larimichthys crocea (large yellow croaker) is the source of this 1469-nucleotide messenger RNA. It is a transcript of the gene txn2, whose product is annotated as thioredoxin 2. Gene Ontology annotation, cellular component: mitochondrion. The record is from RefSeq and is a predicted model, not a curated record. Lineage: Eukaryota; Metazoa; Chordata; Actinopteri; Sciaenidae. The transcript is spliced from 4 exons. Gene Ontology annotation, molecular function: protein-disulfide reductase activity. Gene Ontology annotation, biological process: cell redox homeostasis. Bases 128 to 652 code for a protein of 174 amino acids.